AUGGAAAACAUUCGUGGCGUUGAAGGUUCCCUCAAAGAAGCUCACGACCACGAAACUAGUCUGAGCAAUGAGAUUGAAAAGUUGCGUCGCGGAAUCUCCGAGUUGGAAGAAGCGAAGCAGCGAGAGGUCGCUGAGCUCAAAGAUUCAUUGGCGUCUGCGGCUGAAAAGCACCGAGCUGAAAUUGCCGAGUUGAUGCAGGAACAUGAUGAAAUCGUGUCGUCAACUCGAAAGCAGCAACUGAUUGAGCUGGAAGCUAUGAAAACAAAAUUCGAGCUGGCUCGCGAGGAAGCGGAUAGUCUACGUCUCAAAAAUGACACAUUGGAAAAGCAACUGGAUCAGCUCGAUGAGACUUAUACGCUAGAACGCACUCAAUCAGAAAAAGCUUUACAAAAGCAAAUAGAAGAUCUCAAUGAAAAGCUGAGAAGUCAAGAAGCAACACAUCAAAGUCAAAAUGAAGCUGAUAUAGCUGGCAUGCGGGAUUCGUACACUAGACUUUGCGAGACCAAUGAUGACCUGAAAAAGAAGCUCGAAGAACUUACCAACUCUUCUGACCAGCAAAUAUCAGAGUAG
Cooperia oncophora is the source of this 570-nucleotide messenger RNA. Lineage: Eukaryota; Metazoa; Nematoda; Chromadorea; Rhabditida; Trichostrongylidae. The record is from the annotation of a GenBank genome assembly.